CAUGACAGUUCUUUGUUCGAUGAAAAAAAUUCUUUUUCAAAGAUGAUCAUAUCAUGUUUUACAUCAAGAAAAAGGGAUUGAAGAAACUGAGUUCCAUGGAAUGCUAGAACUCAACUUUCUCUUGGCAACAUGUUCAUAUAUAUGAGGUCUCAUCAAAAGAGUAAGUGAAGUAUUUUUGUCCUCAAAGCUGUGUUCUAAACAAGUUUGAUCAUGACAGACAUAUUUGAAAACCAACCAUCACCUGAUUCUUCAAAUUAUGCAUCAAGCAGUGGCUUCUCUGUGGACGACAAGGAGAUUGGAUCAAAACAUAUAUAUCUUUUGGCCAACAAAUCUGCUAUUCACUUCUUUUCCAUCAAAAUUGACCUGAAUUAUGCUCGCAUGGUAAUGGCAGAGUUGGUGGGUACUUUUAUUUUGAUGUUCUGUAUAUGUGGAAUCAGUGGAAGCACAGAAUUCCAAAAGGGUGCAGUGGGCCUUGCGGAGUAUGCAGCUACAGCAGGGUUAACAGUGGUGGUGAUAAUUUUCUCUAUAGGGCCAAUAUCUUGUGCGCACGUUAACCCAGCUGUCACAAUAGCCUUUGCCACAAUGGGUCAAUUUCCAUGGUUGAAGGUUCCAGUUUACAUAAUAGCACAGACAGUAGGUUCUAUGUCGGCAACAUACAUAGGUAGCCUUGUAUACGGCAUAAAAUUAGAUGCUAUCAUGACCAUGCCACUCCAAGGGUGCAUCUCUGCCUUCUGGGUGGAGCUUAUUGCAACUUUCAUCAUCAUGUUCCUCGUUGCAGCUUUGACAUCUGAAUCUCAAUCAGUGGGCCAUUUAUCUGGCUUUGUUGCUGGUGUAGGAAUUGGGCUUGGUGUGCUAAUCACAGGACCAGUCUCAGGUGGAUCAAUGAAUCCUGCAAGAUCAUUAGGUCCGGCAAUUCUCUCAUGGAAGUUUAAGAACAUAUGGAUAUACAUGGUAGCCCCCAGUACUGGAGCUGUGGCAGGAGCUGCAAUGUUUCGUUUCCUACGCAUUCGAGACCAACAUUCUACUACUUUGUUCUCCCCAAACAUUAGUGACACUGGUCGUCCUAUACCCUUUUGCUCAAGUUAGUGUACCAACAUGAAUUACUGUUUUAGACCAAACUAAAGAAACUGAGAAACUGCAGAAUCGGUUUACCAGUUGAAUUCAUAGUUGUUCUUUUUUUUUUCUCUAGGAAGAAAUGAGGCCAUGAUUUUGCUGGUAGAGAAAAUUUGGAGUUUGUUCUGUCAAAGAAUAGGAAGGGUUCAGACAAAGAUAUGUUUUAGAAAGAAAAAUAUCAGAUGAUGCAAAGAAUAGUGUGGUUACAAAAUAUUUCAU
Messenger RNA from Vigna radiata var. radiata (mung bean), 1332 nucleotides. RefSeq names its product probable aquaporin NIP7-1. Gene Ontology annotation, biological process: transmembrane transport. Bases 211 to 1086 code for a protein of 291 amino acids. Gene Ontology annotation, cellular component: membrane. The record is from RefSeq and is a predicted model, not a curated record. Gene Ontology annotation, molecular function: channel activity. The transcript is spliced from 6 exons. NCBI's taxonomy places the organism in Eukaryota, Viridiplantae, Streptophyta, Magnoliopsida, Fabales, Fabaceae.